CCGAUGUGUCAGCUGUAAUUGCAAACAGUUUGUAAAGAGUAAUGUGUGAAAUAAAUUGUUCCACAAACUUUGCUGUGUGAUUUGAACAGCAUAAUAUAGACCAUUAAAAGAUAAUAAAGAAAAUCAUGUUCCUCCUGUCAAGAGCUAGAAGGAUAAGUUCUUUCAGAAAAUUUACUCUUUGACUACGCAUCAUUUUCUUAUGAAUUCUUGUCAUCCAGCAUAAGGUAGCACAAUCAUUAUCUACGCAGGAUGGAAUUAAUGUGAACAUGGUCACACCAAAAGAAACACCAUGAAAAGGAACUAUAAAGUCCCAAAGAAUGACAAGGACAAUCGCUAUAUGUAGUAGCGACAAGAAGAAAAAUAUUAUUUUCUCUGUUAUUCUUUGAAUCAAUGUAAAGUCUAUAUAUUUUUUCACCAUGGAUUUUAAUUUAUUCACCAAUGAAUCCUGGGAGCUCGUGUUUCUUUUUUCGACACUACGAUGAACUUUAACCUACUUGUAGAGAUGAGCCGCGACUUUGAAUUCCUCCAGGAGAAAGUCCCUUGUAUUACCUCACAGUGAGUGUAAAAUGGAAACAUACGAGUCUCUGAUGACGCAACCCAAAGGAUUACUUAAAUGUCUUCUUCUCUGGACCUGUCUUCUUCUGACCUCUUGCGUAGAUGUCACUUAUGGACUUAAAUGUUGGCAUUGCAUCGCUGAAAAUUGCCAUUUGAAUCCCUAUGAUUAUGAUCAAGCCGAGAGUCGAGCGUGUCUUCCUGGGCAGACUUGCCAGAAGGUCGUGUUCGAGAUGUAUGAUGACAAAGAUAGGUACACCUACCGGUCAACGGUACGCAGCUGCGCUGACCAGUGCCUCCCGCAGGACGACUUCGACAACUGCACGGACGUACUCCAUCAGACAAGGGGCUGUGUCCAGCGCGUCUGCUGUGAUGAUGAUGACAUGUGCAACUCUGCCAGCAGAUCUGCACCCUGGGCAGACGCUAACAUUCUGAAUGAAUAUCUUUUUCCAAGCUGGAUAUCAUGUCAACAGUAUACCUGGACUAGUUGGUUACUAUCUGUAAAUUUUGUUUAUCGAAUGUUUGUAUAAUGUACUGUACAUGCCAGUGACUGUGAAGAACAUACAGCUUAUGACUGAGAUAAAGCUUCUCUUGACAUGAGCAAGAUAUCUGGCAUGAGAAGCAAUGUACAAUUCUGUCAUUUAAUAACUCCGACUUUGAAGACACGUAGGAUCUAUUCAUACUAUCAAAGAGGGCCACAACAUAUCAGAAAUCAUACAAUGGACUUAAAUCUUCUAUUGAAAUGAAGGUGUCCAACUUUAUGUUUCAAUUCGACUAUAAACUGGAUAUUUUUAUUAAACUUUUUGUACUUGAUUGUGAUACGUCUUCUGUGAUGUUAAUUAAGUAUGUUAUUGAAAUAUUGAAUUCCGCACAUUUUAUAUACUCUACUUUAAACUGUAAAUAUUAAAACACUUUCUGUCAGUGAAAACUGACCUGAUUCUAUUAGAAUAGUACUGUGAAUUUAUCGUCUGAAUUUGAUUGAUGUGUAGGCCUGUAUUUUGUAUGUAAAUAGUGUGUCUACAGUAAGUGUUUUGUGAAUGUUUACAUGUGUCGUUGUAUUAUAGUGUAAGUCUAAUGUUUAAAUUGAAAUUGUGAACUGUUCAUUUUUUUAUUGACGUUAAAAGUGGUCAAGUGUAAGAGCACAUAUUUGAUCUUUUUUGUUUGUAGCAUAUCUAAUGUCAUCAAAGAUCAAUUUUUGUUUUGUAGCAUAUCUAAUGUCAUCAUAGAUCAAUUUGGUUUUCCAAAGUAGUAUUUUUCUAGGCCACCUCAAAUUUAGUCUAGGGCUGUCCAGGCCAUCUCAAAUUUAGUCUAGGGCUGUCCAGGCCAUCUCUAGUUUAGUCUAGGGCUGUCCAGGCCAUCUCAAGUUUAGUCUAGGCUCUAGGGCUGUCUAUGGCAUCUCUAGUUUAGUCUAGGCUCUAGGGCUGUCUAUGGCAUCUCUAGUUUAGUCUAGGCUCUAGGGCUGUCUAUGGCAUCUCUAGUUUAGUCUAGGCUCUAGGGCUGUCUAUGGCAUCUCUAGUUUAGUCUAGGGCCGCCUAUGGCAUCUCAAGUUUAGUCUAGGACCGCCUAUGGCAUCUCAAGUUUAGUCUAGGGCCGCCUAUGACAUCUCGAGUUAAAUAGUUGUUAACUAAACCGUUGAAGAAUUUUCGAAACAUAGAGUAACUCUUGAUGUCAUUAUCUGGCACAGUUACAUCCCUUUGUUUAAAUGUCUGACUUACGAAAUAUACUCUGUUCAGAGGAGGAUGCAAAAAACUGACGUAUAGUUGAAAUAUGUCAUGUCAAAGAAGCUAAUUUAACUAGUUCUAGUAUGUUUCUUGGUUAUUAGUUGUUAUUUAGUAACACUGCUGUACGGUGUAAAUUUCCUAUGUCUGUCCAAUAAGUUACCUACUCAUUGACCAAAGGCCAUUUCAAUAAGCGAUCCGUGUGACCAUUUAAGAAUGUCUAAUAAAUUUAAAAGUUGGUGGAAAUCACUGUUGAGAGUCUACCCAUAGUGUAGCUGUCAAGAGAUCUACUUCUCAGCAAGUCCACCCAUGGAUAGUUAUACCAAGAGAUCUACUUUUCAGCAAGUCUACCCAUAGUGUAGCUGUCAAGAGAUCUACUUCUCAGCAAGUCCACCCAUAGUGUAGCUGUCAAGAGAUCUACUUCUCAGCAAGUCUACCCAUGGAUAGUUAUACCAAGAGAUCUACUUCUCAGCAAGUCCACCCAUGGAUAGUUAUACCAAGAGAUCUACUUCUCAGCAAGUCUACCCAUGGAUAGUUAUACCAAGAGAUCUACUUCUCAGCAAGUCUACCCAUAGUGUAGCUGUCAAAAGAUCUACUUCUCAGCAAGUCUACCCAUAGUGUAGCUGUCAAAAGAUCUACUUCUCAGCAAGUCUACCCAUAGUGUAGCUGUCAAGAGAUCUACUUCUCAGCAAGUCUACCCAUGGAUAGUUAUACCAAGAGAUCUACUUCUCAGCAAGUCCACCCAUGGAUAGUUAUACCAAGAGAUCUACUUCUCAGCAAGUCCACCCAUGGAUAGUUAUACCAAGAGAUCUACUUCUAAGCAAGUCUACCCAUGGAUAGUUAUACCAAGAGAUCUACUUCUCAGCAAGUCUACCCAUGGAUAGUUAUACCAAGAGAUCUACUUCUCAGCAAGUCCACCCAUGGAUAGUUAUACCAAGAGAUCUACUUCUCAGCAAGUCCACCCAUGGAUAGUUAUACCAAGAGAUCUACUUCUCAGCAAGUCUACCCAUGGAUAGUUAUACCAAGAGAUCUACUUCUCAGCAAGUCCACCCAUGGAUAGUUAUACCAAGAGAUCUACUUCUCAGCAAGUCCACCCAUGGAUAGUUAUACCAAG
Messenger RNA from Biomphalaria glabrata, 3384 nucleotides. RefSeq lists its product as uncharacterized. Lineage: Eukaryota; Metazoa; Mollusca; Gastropoda; Planorbidae. The record is from RefSeq and is a predicted model, not a curated record. Bases 567 to 1082 code for a protein of 171 amino acids. The transcript has 4 exons.